This is a messenger RNA of Hippocampus zosterae (dwarf seahorse), 7624 nucleotides long. RefSeq names its product KIAA1549-like a. NCBI's taxonomy places the organism in Eukaryota, Metazoa, Chordata, Actinopteri, Syngnathiformes, Syngnathidae. Bases 244 to 4788 code for a protein of 1514 amino acids. The record is from RefSeq and is a predicted model, not a curated record. The transcript is spliced from 24 exons.
GAUCGUAAUUUGACGCGGUGGCCAGCAUCUUUGCGGUCACAGCCAGGAUAUCAGACUUUACACACACAGACAGCGCGACGGUAGAAGUAAGACAUUGAUCCGUCUUUGUUUCCCGGUAGAAAGCCAAAGCACCCUCCCUGGCAGAGGGUCCAUGGAGAGCGGAGCCCUGCUUGUGCGCACCCGGGGCAGCUUGAUCGGAUGCCGCCGUUAGCUGUUCUCCACUCAACAUUAAUUGGUUGACCGAUGGCUCCCAAACAUGAGCUCUUUCCCAUAAGCGAAGGCGCCGGCGGCGGCCACGGGGUCGGGCGGAAAAAGAUUCCCAAAGGGCAAUUCUUGCCGUGUCUUGUGGCGCGGAACCUGGAUGCGUGGACGCCGAGACGGGAGAGGAGGACGCGGGCGUUGGGCGGGAUGCUGGCCCGGUGCUUUGUGACCGUCGGGACGGUGCUGAUGCUGACGAUCCAGGUCUCAUUGGCUGCUGAUGAUGAGGUUGACCACCGUGACCUCAGGAGGCUGUCUGUCUUGCGAGUGGAUCCCACUGUACCCAUCUUAAGAACCUGGGGGACUAGUAAUAGAAAGAAAGGGGUCACGGAAGGGACUGCGCCACGCCAAGUAUUGACUGAAUCCGCAAGUUCAGCGUGGAAUGAAUCCAAACGAAGAGUUGCUGCUGGUGGAGACAGCCAGGUCCUCUCAGAAACUGGAAUCCUGAGAGGAAACGGGGCUGAAGUCAGACCGGCAGACACAAAGCAGCAAAACCUGCCAGGCUCACCGAGAGACUCAGCUGCCUGGCUCAAGCAGGCGAUCGGAGAGGACCAAGGAGGACAUGCGGUCCUCCCAACGGUGGCGCACACAACGGACCCACCAGCAGUGGGAAAGCCUUUAGGACUGCUGUCAAAGGCUGCUUGGACCAAAAUCUCCUCUCCGUCAUCAUCCAAAUUCUCCUCUUCUUCAAGCUCUACACCUAAAACGUCCUCUUUAACUUCCUUGUCCACAUCUUUAUCCUCCACUCCAGCCAUCAAACGUGACGUUCAGACAGCGAUGCCAGAUGCUAUCUCUCCUCUUGAUGUCAGCAGUACCUCUUUAGACAGUAACAGCACCACCAGUCUUGAUGUCAUCCGAUCUACCGAGGCGUCAGUGAGCAACCCGCCAGCCUGGGAUCUCCCCACAGUUCCCGAGUCACUCUUGUCCACAAUUGGUGACCAUGACAUCGCACUUCCAGCAAAUGUCACCAGCCCUUUCUCCACCCAUCAAUGGAACACCACUGUGCCCGUGCGCACUAGAACUUCUUCUCAGAACGCAACAAAAAAUACCACAAGCAUGCCGUCAACCACCACCGCCUCCAGCACCGUUCUGAGAGCAAAUACACAACUGGUGUCUACUGUGGCUUCACUAACCGCAAGCCUGGACAAUUCGACCGAAGACGGUGUUCAGGUGGAAACCCUGAAAGCAACUAAGUCCUCAGGGACCGUUUCAACUGUGAGCACCCUUGCCGUAACAGCGCCAGUGGUAACCACCGGUGUUACCGUCGCACUUUCCACAAAUGUCACGGACUCUGUAACCAUUCAGCCAUCAUCGAGUCUCAAACCAACCACUGAAGCGACAGCUCAGCCUGCGACAACCACCGCCGCCUCUACAACAACAACCUCACCCACUUGGACACCCGCUCCAUCCACCACGAUAAUUACUACGACCACAACUGCUAGCACUACUCCAGAUAUCACCACGACUGCCGCCACUACUACUACUACUACCAUAGCAACGACUGCACCACCGAGGGUAGCGGUGACGGUGUUUAUCCCAGCCCAAACUGUGCCACUUACAACUACAACUACGGAAUGGCCAAAGAGCAUUACUACAGAGGAAAGUCCUUUACCGUGCAACAUCACGGAGAAGUACUGGGUCAAAACAGUUUUGUCCAUUGAGAUUCGGAAGAACCAACUCGAUCUUGUCCUAAAACAGAAUCUAGCAAAAGGAUUAAGUCGCGCCCUGCAGAAAGCCCUAAAUGACUCCACUGCUUAUGCACAGGUGGAACGUGAUGAAAGCAGCCCACACAAUGCGACACUAGUUUACUAUGUGGCUGGUGUCCAAACCGUCUACAUUUCCUCCGUUGUGGUUGAGUCGCUUAGUGUUUAUGGCUUCGACAAGCUGCUGUCUGACAUCAGGCAGCACACACCAUCGGUUAAGGCAGUUCUGAUUCCCGUGGCAACGUGGGUGCCUACUCCAAGUAUUCACCUGCAGCUGAAAACAGUGUUGAGAUUUGUUGGCCCCACAGACAACAUCUACUCUUGCAGUUUUGUCCAGAUGCUCGAACAGAGACUGGAGAGCGCCUUUGAUGAGGCUCAGGACAAAGUGCUCGAGACCUACAGCAAGCUCACCGUGGAGAUCCAAAGUGUGGCGCAGGAACCGGAUUCUCCAUCGGUCUCGCUGGUGUAUGUGGUCAAGAACCAGGACACAGAACUCAACGGAACCAUCUCCAGCGGCCUCCUCAACCAGCUCACUGCUGAAUUAGUGGGCUACUUUCUGUUCUACCCGCCUCUGGUCAUCGCCGAGCCUCUUGAAUACCACAAUCUCAACACGUCCACUGCAACCAGGAUCUAUUGGGUUAUAACAGUGAUCCAGGAUGUGGACAGGUCUUCUCUGGAGGCAAACUACCAGAGCUUUGCUAGCCUAAUGGAGCAGCGGCUGGCAGAGCUCUUCCAUGUGGCCGGUCGGCAGGGAUCUCAAACAAUGCGAUCCAAGCGUGCGACAACCGUGGGGGGUUACACUGUACAGAUGGUAAGCAUGCGUCGGCUGCCUGGUCCAAAGAACCCGGCGGAGAUGACGUAUUACGCACAAAUGAAUGGCGCGCCCAUCACUGGAACCGCAGCGGCCAAGACGCUAAGCAGUCUGGACUCCCAGACCAUGGCGCUGACUCUGGGUUACUUUGUGCAAGUGCAGGCUGAACCUGUGGUGAAGAUGCCGCCGAGCAACUUGUGGAUCAUGGCUAUCCUCACACCGCUGUUCUUGCUGAUGGUGGUCAUCGGCAUGGUGGUCUUCAUUCUUUGUAAGAGGAACAGGGUCAUCUUUAAAGCUGGUGCCUUCAGGACCUUCAAAAGGCGCUCCAAGACCUCAUAUCGGCGAGAGGGCAGUUACCACCACCAGCCUGUUCAGGGCUUUGACUACGCCAAGAAGCACAUGGGUCGAACUGGUGAUGAGACCAUCUCUUUAAAUAAGGACACUUUAGUUCUGGGAUUGCCUGUGCGAGAUGCCCCGCUGUCAAUGUCAUUGGAUAAGAAGGUCUACCAGGAUGGGAGUGCCAACAAGAGGCCACCGUCUGCUGACAUCCACAAAGGAGGGCGGUUGCCAAGCGAGGAUGGUUCAAUGUCGAGUAACAGCUCCGGGAAGCUGAACGCCAGCAAGAGCUCCUCGGCCCGAAAGACAGCCACUGGUAGCAGUUGCAAGAAUGGAAAAGAGGAUCUGUACAAAAGGAGCGCCAAUGACCCAUACGAUGAUCAUACAGGCUCUCUACGGCUCAUCACCAUCAAACCCAUGACAGCUCAGCCAACUUACUCCUACCCCUCAUCCUCCUCCCACAGCCAAGACUCAGUGAUCCUGAACGGGGAGGCCAAUCAUGUGUUGAAGCAGAAGUCGGACAUUGAACACUACAGGAACAAACUACGCCAGAAAGCCCGCAGGAAGGGUUACGGAGAGUUCUCCCUUUCGGAGGGUGGCAGCCACGGUUAUGGUCACGGCCGGCAUAGUCGGCAUGACAAUGGAGUCAAGGAACCAAUGACCGCUGAGGAGAAGAGGGCCUCCUUUGCUGGAUGUCAUAAGAGGUACUCCCACCCAAGGGAGCCCACCUAUUGGAGCAGGCAGUCCCUGAGCAGCCCUAGCCCCGUGGAGACAGAAAUGGACCUUCUGGUUCUUCGAGAGAGAGCAAGACGAGGCAUCCGCAACAACGGUUACGAUGGUGAACCAGAGCCAUUUGAGGAAACCAAUGUUGACCAUCUCAUCAGCUCUCUUGGCUAUGGAGGUGGAUCUACCGGCACAGGAAAUGGUAGCCUUGGGGUGAAGGCUCACCGCGGCUCUGACUCCUCCACACUUAGCUCUCAGCCAUCCAUUGACGACGUUCGCACACAGAUGCAUAUGUUGCUUGGCAACGCCUUCAGCCUGGCUCCCCCGGACCAUGACCCACCUUCCCCUCCUACCAACAGGCGCCACCAUCACCACCACCACGUCCACAGCGCCUAUAACCCGUCUCAUACCAGCCACUACAGUGAUGGAGUGACGAGUGCCCCUGGGACCAUGAACCAUCCCUGUGGAAACAGGCAGAGAAGCCUGGGCUAUGAGGAUUUGCACCAGUGUAGCCUGCCAAAACCUGGUUUCCGGUUUACACAGCUCCCUGAUAUGGGCAUCGGGACUCCCCCACCGCUGGUCCCCUCAAGACCAGGACCUCCCCCUGGACCUUCACUUCGACGUUCGACUCCCGAUGUUAGCCUGAAGCCUCGGGUGUCUGAGGCCUCAGAUCUGCAUGACCAACAGCACAACGGCGCCCCCUACCUGCCACAAUCUAGGACCACCUUCCCGGCUGUUACUGUUGAUCAGUCCAUCAGCACCUACUCAGGAAACCCAAUAACAGCAGUGUAUGCUAUAUCAGCUAACCAUCCAGGCUACUCGGACUACUUCGUCAUGUCACCACCAUCUUCGUACCGUAGUCCUUCCUGGAUGUCCUACCCUCCUGAGCCAGAAGAUCUUCCACGGCAGUGGAGUGACCCGCCUCAGAGCUCACGCCACCUCGAAACCAUCUGCUGAAGGCCCACCACCAUCCCCAAGCGGAAGCAAUCAGUAGCUCUGUGUCUGUUUGGGUGGAAGGAUGCCCUCUCUCUCUCUCUCUCUCUCUCUCUCUCUCUCUCUCUCUCUCUCUCUCUCUCUCUCUCUCUCUCUCUCUCUCUCUCUCUCUCUCCCUCUUCCUGGAUCCCGUCUCAAUUUGUUCUUCACCAUUGGACCGCCGUCCUCCCACAGACUUUGUCCCUUUAUCCAUCUGCCCAGCUCUGCUUGCUGGACCUACAGCCCCCGAGGCCUUUGUCAUCAAGCCUUUGCUAAAACUGAUCCGCUCCAUAUGUCCCCUCACCUGGUCACAGAUCUAGCAGCCAUAUUUCUCUGCUCCCUGAGCCCCUGACCUCACCGGGCCCACGGUGGGUCACUUCUGAAAUAGCCUGGCGACUGCGUGGUGAACAUUGUACAGUAAAAGUCCCUCACAUUACUAUAUGGAGCGUGAAUGGAGUGAAGCAGUGCCUCUCACAACAGACCUGUAGCGUGAGCCUUCAUUGGUCACAUGGUAACCGUCACAUGGCCAGCACGACACAGCACAAUCUGCUCCAUCGUCAGUCCGGUUGUGGACCAGUCAAGACCACAAAUGUACCGGUAAUCGGUUAUUGACUUGACCCACGCUCAUCUGGACCAUCCUGGACUUGACCCUGAAGUCCACCACACAGCCAGGAAAGUCAGGCUGGAAUAAAACUCUGUUUCUUUCUUUCUUUCUUUUUUUUUUUUAUUGAGUCCAAAUGUCUUUGUGAAACUUCUGCCGCUGGUUAUUGUGUGUUUUAAACUUAAGUGAGAGAAAUCAAAAGAAAAAUAAGACAGAAAAAAAAAACAUUGUCUUGAUUGUCUCGAUUUUGGGUUUUAGAUAUGUGCUUUUUGUCUUUACAUUUGUGCAAUUGGUUAUUGUAUUAAAGUGAGUGUUUACUCACUCACUGUAUUUCAAGGCAAAAAAAAAAAAUCUUUAAAACAGAACAACGGCAGCUUUGUGGUCCACAUUUCUGUACGAAAAGAGUCAUUAUUUUUUAUUUCUCUGAGUGAACAGUGAAAACAUGAAUUACACACAAAGCUCUGUCUGUCAUUUGCUUUUGAAGAUUUGUCUGUUAACAACCAGGCCAAGCUGGACGCAAAUUCGAAUCUCACUCUGAGACGACAGGUGUUCUAGAAAACAUACGCCAUGUGCGUAGGCUUUGAAGUGAAGACCUACCACCGUUAUAUCAAACCACAAGUAUUGUGGGGAGGAAAAAAAAAUCCAUUGACUGAAAAAAUGUCAACUUUGUGAGGAUUUUUGCUUAUUUUGGUCUGAAAAGGGAGACCGGUUGGCGGGAUAUUUAGUCACUGCACUAAGUUGUACCGCUGUUCAGGUCACCUUCUGGCUGUACAUGUACCAUUUUAAUGUAGUGUAUAUAGCAGAGGAUUUAUUGAGGAAUUUUAUGCAAUGUUGGAGAGAUUUUUUUCUUGGCAUUGUUCGAAUGAGUCGUUCAGCACAUUUAUGAUGGAUUUUUUUUUUUUUAUGAAACUCCUUGACUUUGUGAAGGACGUACACAUUUCAACAUCUCAUCAUAUUGUUUACUUCAACAUGAUUACCUUCGACCACAUGAUAUAUUACAUCAUGAAAAAAAUGAUGGUCCACAAGGAGUUGAGUUCUGACUGGCAUACAGCAGAAUAGGCUCGUAAAGUCCCGCCUCUCAAAGCUAUUAUAGCCAUACGAGUCAACAUAUUACAAUCAUUUGUACAAGAAUGUCACAGUCAAAAUAUUGACUCUUAUUGUCUCUGUGGAGAACUAAAUCCUGAGGACUCUGCACUGCAAAGAGCUCCUAAUCAGCCAGAUAGUCGCCAAAGGAGAUAAUAGCCAUACUUUCUUCGCAAAGUGGAAAUAAAAUAGCCAGUAUGACAAUGCUUUGUCAUCAAAUACCAAAAGACCACUAAAAGAGAGUACACCAGAUCGCGGUUGACAAGGCAAGGGAGAGGAAUGUCCAUGAGAGGUAAAUAGUCAAAAAAAAAAAAAAGAGAGCAACCUAUUAAAUAGUUUAAAAUGAAAUGAGCACUUUUUGAAAAGUCUGGCCAAAUCAAUGCAAAAAAUGCUAUUGUAUAGCAUUCAGUUUCCAAAGGAAAUUGUAUUAUGUACAGGUAGUCACGUAGAGUAAACGCACAACCAUAGCAUUGGUUAUCUUAAAUUGUGAGUCAUAAUAUGAACAUUAAAGAUACAAAUACACAUACAAUAUACUAAUGUACAAUGCAAAUAUUGCACAACACACAAACACAUAUAUAUCCGUAAUCAUAUUAAACUAUUUGCCCAUCCAAAGCUAACAGUAACAACAAAAUGGCCGAUGCAUGGUAUUUACAGCUGAAGUUGUUUCUCGGAGCGUUGUGAGUGAGCUUGGAAUAUUUCAAAGUGUCAAGGAAAUUGUCAAAUUAAACUAAAACGCAAAGACAAAUAAGUCUAGGAAUAUUUGCAAUCAAUCGCGCUAUUACAAGUUGAUGAGCAACCAUUGUCGCGUCAUUCUUCAUUUAAUUUAUUCAAGGUGUGUAAGUGGUGUUUACACAUUUAGUCAUUUUAGGAAGGACAAUUGAUGCUAUGCUAAUGAUGAGUUGAUGUGCAAUGUAUGUGCUUUACACUGGUUGUGGCGAGAUGCGUUUAUUUAGGACGGACUGGAAUGAGCAGAAUAUCAACCGAUUUAUCUCACGUUUGGGGGGGGGGUCAUAUAUUUUUGCUCUGACGUCAUGGCGUCACUCUGGUUGUUGAUGUCACAGUGGCAUAGAAUGCUGUUGGAUGUAGUAAUGCAGACAAGUUUUGGUGAAUUCAAACAAUAAAGAAGAAUUACAUUUC